GAAGUGGAAGUCGUUGCCGCCAGCAGUGUCACUGCAAUGCAGAGGGAGGAGAAGCAGCUUGAGGCAUCAUUAGAUGCAUUGCUGAGUCAAGCAGCUGAUCUGAAGAACUCACUGGGGAGUUUCAUUUAUAAGCUGGAGAACGAGUAUGACCGGCUGACCUGGCCCUCUGUCCUGGACAGCUUUGCCCUGCUCUCGGGACAGAUGAACACUCUGAACAAGGUCUUGAAGCAUGAAAAGACACCACUGUUCCGUAACCAGGUUAUCAUCCCUCUGGUGUUGUCCCCAGACCGAGAUGAAGAUCUCAUGCGACAGACUGAAGGGCGAGUACCUGUUUUCAGCCAUGAGGUGGUCCCUGACCAUCUGAGAACCAAGCCUGACCCUGAAGUUGAAGAGCAGGAGAAGCAACUGACGACAGACGCUGCCCGGAUUGGUGCUGAUGUAGCCCAGAAGCAGAUCCAGAGCUUGAAUAAAAUGUGUUCAAACCUCCUGGAGAAAAUCAGUAAAGAGGAGCGAGAAUCAGAGAGUGGAGGUCUCCGACAGAACAAGCAGACCUUUAACCCUGCAGACACCAAUGCCUUGGUGGCAGCUGUUGCCUUUGGAAAAGGGCUGUCUAAUUGGAGACCCUCAGGAAGCAGUGGUCCUGGUCAGCCAGGCCAGCCAGGAGCUGGGACAAUCCUUGCAGGAGCCUCAGGAUUACAGCAGGUGCAGAUGGCAGGAGCUCCAAGCCAGCAGCAGUCUCUGCUCAGUGGGGUUCAGAUGGCCCAAGCAAGUCAACCAGGGAAAAUGCCAAGUGGAAUAAAAACCAACAUCAAGUCAGCUUCAAUGCAUCCCUACCAGCGGUGAGUGUGGCUGGAAACCUCCAUACCCAGGUGCUUUUUGCAGAGCUGGGCAGAGAAAUUAACUUUUGCCCAACACUGACAUAGAUGGGUACAAUAAAAGAAUACAGGCUUUCGGCAACAGACAAACCCCAUCUCCACCACUGACUAGCUGUUUGACUUUGAGCAAGUGACCUAAUUUUUCUGAACUUGUUUUCUCAUCUGUAGUGUGGAGGUGGUAACACCUACCUCAGGAUUGUUGUGAGGACUUAAGUGAGAAAAUGAAUGUAAAACACUUAGCACAGUACACGAAAUAAUGAGUAUUCCAAAACAUGAUAGUUUCU
This is a messenger RNA of Trichechus manatus latirostris (Florida manatee), 1159 nucleotides long. RefSeq names its product mediator complex subunit 8 (gene MED8). Gene Ontology annotation, molecular function: RNA polymerase II cis-regulatory region sequence-specific DNA binding; transcription coregulator activity. Gene Ontology annotation, biological process: regulation of transcription by RNA polymerase II. The record is from RefSeq and is a predicted model, not a curated record. Lineage: Eukaryota; Metazoa; Chordata; Mammalia; Sirenia; Trichechidae. The transcript has 7 exons. The coding region runs from base 37 to 843 and encodes 268 amino acids. Gene Ontology annotation, cellular component: mediator complex; core mediator complex.